This is a messenger RNA of Carya illinoinensis, 1307 nucleotides long. Its product is annotated as ganglioside-induced differentiation-associated protein 2. The coding region runs from base 126 to 866 and encodes 246 amino acids. The record is from RefSeq and is a predicted model, not a curated record. The transcript has 3 exons. NCBI's taxonomy places the organism in Eukaryota, Viridiplantae, Streptophyta, Magnoliopsida, Fagales, Juglandaceae.
GUUUCCGCCAAUCAAAAGCGUCCAUCUUGUUCCACGCACCACCCCCAUCCCCGUCCAACUUUCCACCAGGCGAAAAGAGGAAUAGAAAACCGAACCAAAGAGCGAGAAAGUGUGAGAAAACAGAGAUGGCAGCCUCAUCGGACGAAUUCUCGGUGGUGGUGCUGGCCUCGGAUCUGGGCAUAGACGCCCGUCCCUUCUUGUCUCACCAAGAAGGAGAAGAGGAGCAAGAGAACUGGCACGAUUGCUCUCAGUAUCUCUCUCCCGACGAAGACUUCUCCGAUCUUGAUCUCCUCCAGUUCUUUCGCCUCCAAGGCUCCGACAAGCAUGGGAACCGAAUUUAUCGUAUUGUCGGAAAGUACUUUCCCGCUCCAGUUGUGAGUGGGGAGCGACUGAAGAAGUACAUUUUCCACAAAAUAUGCAGUGAAUUGUCAGAAGGGCCGUUUUGCAUUGUUUACCUGCAUAGCACCGUGCAGAAGGAGGACAACUCCCCUGGAAUAACCAUCUUGAGGUGGAUUUAUGAAGAACUUCCAUCAGAUAUCAAGGACAGGCUUCAAGCUCUUUACUUUGUUCACCCUGGGCUUCGUUCGAGGCUUGUCUUUGCCACUCUUGGCCGAUUAUUCCUAAGUGGAGACUUAUAUUGGAAAAUCAAGUACGUAAGUCGCCUGCAGUACCUUUGGGAUGAUAUAAAGAAGGGAGAGGUUGAGAUUCCUGAUUUUGUGAAAGAGCACGAUGAUGUACUCGAGCAUAGACCACUAACAGACUAUGGCAUUGAACCAGACUCUUUACACUUGAGUGAAGUGCCUUCCACGGCCUACUCAUUUGGGAGGUAUGAAGAGAGAUGGCAAUCAAGGGAGUAUAUGUCGUAGCUUAGCUGUUGGUGCAGGGUCGAGUUGUUGCUAAUUUUAUAUACAUAUGCAAGCUAUCUGUACAGUAUCAUCUUUAUGUUGUAUGGUGCACCUCGGACAAAAUUUGCCAUCCAAAUAAAUAGCUAGAAAUUUCCCACCUGCUUGAGACGGAUUAUCGGGAAAACCCAAGCUUCCCAUAUUGUAACCCAAAUUACAGGUGGACUCUUUACAGUUUUAUGGAGAAACUUGACGAUUCAGACGAUGAAACUUUCUACUCAGCCGAGGAAGAACCUGGACUAGAGGUUGAAGAGCCUAGGAUCCUUGUAGCAUAAUUACGUUGUUGAAGGGAUUUUUCUGUUCUCAGUGUUCUUGGGACAGUUGUACCUAGAAAACUAGCUAUAUUAAUGCUUUUGGUAAUGGCAGAGAUUUUAGGAAUUAGAAAAACUCUAUUCAUUAUCCUCA